AUGGCAGCAGCAGCUUCUCGUUCAAGCGUAACACGGCUUCUAGGCUUGUUACAAGCAGGCGCUAACAGUUGUCCUUGUCACUCGCAUGCUCACUCUCAUACUCCUACUCUUGGAUCAUUCUCAAGUCUGUUGAAAUAUGGUCGUAACUAUGCUAGUGCUAAGGAUUCUACUGAUUAUGCUUUUGAAAUGGCCGCUAGUAAUAUUCGUUUUGGUCCUGGCGUUACUAGUGAGAUUGGUAUGGACUUGAACAAUAUUCAAGCGAAGAAAGUGGCAGUGUAUACAGAUAGUACAAUUGCCAAACUGCAUCCUUUGAAGGCAGUAGUCGAAUCAUUGGAAAAGCAUCGAGUAAACUAUGUUAUUUACGAUACUUGUCGAGUAGAGCCCACGGAUAGUAGCUUCAAGUCUGCUAUUGAAUUCGCUCGUCAACAUAACCCUGAUGCUUUUGUUGCUGUGGGUGGUGGUUCUGUUAUCGACACUACAAAAGCUGCUAGUCUCUACAGCGCACACCCAGAAGCUGACUUUUUGGACUUUGUGAAUGCACCCAUUGGUAAAGGUUUACCCAUCAGAAAGAAGUUGAAUCCUUUGAUUGCCGUUCCCACAACCGCAGGUACAGGUUCCGAAACAACCGGAACAGCUAUUUUUGACUAUGAGCCUCUUCAUACUAAGACCGGUAUUGCUCACCGUGCGCUGAAGCCUCUUUUGGGUAUCGUUGAUCCCUUAAAUACCAGAAGCAUGCCUACUCAAGUCCACGCUUCAAGUGGUUUGGAUGUACUAUGUCAUUCCCUUGAAUCUUAUACUGCGUUACCUUUUAACCAGCGUUCACCUCGUCCUAAGGACCCUAUCGAAAGACCUGCUUACCAAGGCUCCAAUCCAAUCAGUGAUGUAUGGUCUCUUCAUGCUUUAAAGAUGGUAGUAGAAUAUUUACCUCGUGCUGUUAAGGAUCCUGAAGACCACGAAGCACAGAGUCAAAUGUUGUUGGCUGCCACUUUCGCAGGUAUCGGUUUCGGUAAUGCAGGUGUUCAUCUCUGUCACGGUUUAAGCUACCCUAUCAGUGGCUUGAACAAAAAAUAUAAACAUCCUGGUUAUAAAGUAGACCAUGCCAUUGUGCCCCAUGGUGUUUCUGUUGCCUUGACAGCUCCUUCUGUCUUCCGCUUCACAGCACCCGCAUGUCCUGAUCGUCAUAUUGACGCGGCAGCAGCCUUCGGUGCUGAUCCUGCCCAUAUCAAGGAAUCUAUGGCAGGUGAGGUUCUUGCUGAAAAGCUUACUCGCUUCUUAGAAGACCUAGAUCUUCCCAACGGUUUGACGGCUCUUGGAUAUGACUCUUCUUAUAUUCCUAAAUUGGUUGAAGGCGCUUUGCCACAACACCGUGUAACUAAGCUUGCACCUGCCGGUGAGCCUGCUCGCGAACAAUUAGCUUCUAUAUUUGAGAAUGCCUUGACGCUUUAUUAG
Messenger RNA from Mycotypha africana, 1449 nucleotides. RefSeq names its product alcohol dehydrogenase. Gene Ontology annotation, molecular function: alcohol dehydrogenase (NAD+) activity; metal ion binding. Bases 1 to 1449 code for a protein of 482 amino acids. NCBI's taxonomy places the organism in Eukaryota, Fungi, Mucoromycota, Mucoromycetes, Mucorales, Mycotyphaceae. Gene Ontology annotation, cellular component: mitochondrion. The record is from RefSeq and is a predicted model, not a curated record. The transcript is spliced from 6 exons.